Messenger RNA from Helobdella robusta, 2680 nucleotides. RefSeq lists its product as hypothetical. Gene Ontology annotation, cellular component: nucleus; cytoplasm. The record is from RefSeq and is a predicted model, not a curated record. Gene Ontology annotation, molecular function: protein tag activity; ubiquitin protein ligase binding. Gene Ontology annotation, biological process: modification-dependent protein catabolic process; protein ubiquitination. Lineage: Eukaryota; Metazoa; Annelida; Clitellata; Rhynchobdellida; Glossiphoniidae. The coding region runs from base 1 to 2526 and encodes 841 amino acids. The transcript is spliced from 2 exons.
AUGGCGUCAGAGAUGCAAAUUUUCGUAAAGACGCUUACCGGCAAGACUAUCACCUUAGAGGUGGAGCCGAGUGAUUCCAUUGAGAAUGUGAAAAACAAGAUUCAAGACAAAGAGGGUAUCCCCCCGGAUCAACAGCGUUUAAUUUUUGCUGGCAAGCAGCUGGAAGAUGGCAGAACCCUCAGUGACUACAAUAUCCAGAAAGAAUCUACACUUCAUUUGGUCCUCAGAUUGCGUGGGGGUAUGCAAAUUUUCGUAAAAACCUUGACCGGAAAAACAAUAACACUGGAAGUUGAGCCCAGUGACACUAUUGACAAUGUCAAGGCCAAGAUCCAAGAUAAGGAAGGUAUUCCUCCAGAUCAACAACGCUUGAUUUUUGCUGGCAAACAGUUAGAGGAUGGCAGAACCCUUAGUGAUUACAACAUCCAAAAGGAAUCAACACUUCAUUUGGUUCUCAGAUUACGUGGUGGUAUGCAAAUUUUUGUUAAAACAUUGACUGGCAAAACAAUUACUCUGGAAGUUGAACCAAGUGAUACCAUUGACAAUGUCAAAGCAAAAAUUCAAGAUAAAGAAGGUAUUCCACCAGAUCAGCAAAGACUGAUUUUUGCUGGCAAGCAGUUGGAGGAUGGUAGAACAUUGAGUGAUUACAAUAUUCAGAAGGAGUCAACACUUCAUUUGGUUCUCAGACUGCGUGGUGGCAUGCAGAUUUUCGUCAAAACACUUACUGGGAAGACAAUUACAUUGGAAGUAGAGCCAAGUGACACUAUAGACAAUGUGAAAGCCAAAAUCCAAGAUAAGGAAGGUAUUCCACCAGAUCAACAACGUUUAAUUUUUGCUGGCAAACAAUUGGAAGAUGGCAGAACCCUCAGUGACUACAACAUCCAAAAGGAAUCAACACUUCACUUGGUUCUCAGGUUGCGUGGUGGUAUGCAAAUUUUUGUCAAAACCUUGACUGGCAAAACAAUCACACUCGAAGUUGAACCCAGUGAUACCAUAGAUAAUGUCAAAGCAAAAAUUCAAGAUAAAGAGGGUAUUCCACCAGACCAACAGCGUCUGAUUUUUGCUGGUAAACAGUUAGAAGAUGGUAGAACCCUCAGUGAUUACAACAUCCAAAAGGAAUCAACCCUUCACUUGGUUCUCAGAUUGCGUGGUGGCAUGCAGAUUUUUGUCAAAACCUUGACAGGGAAGACUAUUACACUCGAAGUUGAACCAAGCGACACCAUUGACAAUGUGAAGGCAAAAAUCCAGGAUAAAGAAGGCAUUCCUCCUGAUCAACAGCGUCUGAUUUUUGCUGGCAAGCAGUUAGAAGAUGGUAGAACCCUCAGUGAUUACAACAUCCAGAAAGAAUCAACACUUCAUUUGGUUCUCAGAUUGCGAGGUGGUAUGCAGAUUUUUGUCAAAACUUUGACUGGGAAAACAAUUACACUUGAAGUUGAACCCAGUGACACCAUUGAUAAUGUCAAGGCCAAGAUCCAAGAUAAGGAAGGUAUUCCUCCAGAUCAGCAACGUUUGAUUUUUGCUGGUAAACAGUUAGAAGAUGGUAGAACACUCAGUGAUUACAACAUCCAGAAAGAAUCAACCCUUCACUUGGUUCUCAGAUUGCGUGGUGGUAUGCAGAUUUUUGUCAAAACCUUGACAGGGAAGACUAUUACACUCGAAGUUGAACCAAGCGACACUAUCGACAAUGUGAAGGCAAAAAUCCAGGAUAAAGAAGGCAUUCCUCCUGAUCAGCAACGUUUGAUUUUUGCUGGCAAGCAGUUGGAAGAUGGUAGAACCCUCAGUGAUUACAACAUCCAAAAGGAAUCAACCCUUCACUUGGUUCUCAGAUUGCGUGGUGGUAUGCAGAUUUUUGUCAAAACCUUGACUGGGAAGACUAUUACACUAGAAGUUGAACCAAGCGACACUAUCGACAAUGUGAAGGCAAAAAUCCAGGAUAAAGAAGGCAUUCCUCCUGAUCAGCAACGUCUGAUUUUUGCUGGCAAGCAGUUAGAAGAUGGUAGAACCCUCAGUGAUUACAACAUCCAAAAGGAAUCAACCCUUCACUUGGUUCUCAGAUUGCGUGGUGGCAUGCAGAUUUUUGUCAAAACCUUGACUGGGAAGACUAUUACACUAGAAGUUGAACCAAGCGACACCAUUGACAAUGUGAAGGCAAAAAUCCAGGAUAAAGAAGGCAUUCCUCCUGAUCAGCAACGUUUGAUUUUUGCUGGUAAACAGUUAGAAGAUGGUAGAACACUCAGUGAUUACAACAUCCAAAAAGAAUCAACCCUUCACUUGGUUCUCAGAUUGCGUGGUGGUAUGCAGAUUUUUGUCAAGACCUUGACUGGAAAAACGAUCACUUUGGAAGUUGAACCCAGUGACACCAUUGACAAUGUGAAGGCGAAAAUCCAGGACAAAGAAGGUAUUCCACCAGAUCAACAGCGUCUGAUUUUUGCUGGCAAGCAGUUGGAAGAUGGCAGAACCCUCAGUGAUUACAACAUCCAGAAGGAAUCAACUCUUCACCUUGUCUUAAGACUGCGCGGUGGUGAAUAGAAAGUUUUAACAAAAAUUGUAAAAAUGACGUAACAAUUUGUUGAACAUUUUUGUCAAAUUCUGCAUUUUAAAAAUACCAAAAAAUCGUAAAACACUUUUGCAACUGAUUUUAUAUUAACACUUAUUUGAAACAUUAAAAUUAUAGUCGUUCAGU